This is a messenger RNA of Trichobilharzia szidati, 933 nucleotides long. Lineage: Eukaryota; Metazoa; Platyhelminthes; Trematoda; Strigeidida; Schistosomatidae. The record is from the annotation of a GenBank genome assembly.
UGAAACUGACAGACUAAUUAAGAUUUCAUUGGUUUGCUGUUGGGGUGUUAAGAAAAAAAAACUAUUCAUUUUUAGUUUUAUGCAAGCUUCAUAGUAAAGACUUCAUUGAGUUAUGAGUAUAUAUUUAAAAUACUUCGGAAUUCUGUUAUUCUUCCUAGUCAAUAUAUGUAGAUGUCAAGGCAUUUCGUGUUUUGUCUGCGAUUUCUGUCAAGAAGUCUAUCAGUCGACAACAGUAAGAGCCAAUUGUGCCAAAUGUGCUACAGGAGGAGCAAACAACUACGUGUCACGAGCAUGCCUUGGUGCUAAUGGUAAAUUUCCUCCAAAUUUUCCAUUAUUAUAUCGAAGGACAUGUCAGACAGAGUUGUGCAAUAGAGAGAAAUCAACCAACACAAUCGAAAAUCCUGUCAGGUGUUACAGUUGUAGUCAAUGUACAACAGAUAAUCAAAGAAUUGUAGAUUUUUGUGGAGCAUGUGUAACAUCCGUCGAUUCAGGAUUUGUGAAUAAAUAUUGCAAUUAUUCGUGUGGUCCUCAGCCGAUGGGCAGAGAAAUUUCGUGCUGCACAUCUGAUCUGUGUAAUGGAAAAACAAAAUUAUCUAUGCACAGUAGUGCGAUUAUAUUAAUGCUCAUUUUAACUGGAAUCAGUGCAUAUAUGUUGUAAGACAAGGGAUAAACUAUGCUGAUCAAUUGCUCAAACAUCACAUGCCUAGACCUUUGCACAAAACAGACAAAGUCUAAUGGAAACGUUGUAGACACAGUUUCAUUGAACUUCCAUUUCAUGACCUUGUUUUUUGUUAAAGCAUUCACUGUUUCAUUCAUUGUAUUUUGGACGUGUAUAAUUUUGUUUUAUUUUGGUUAUUUCAUUAUUUGAGAAUAAAUUUUGAGGAAUUUAAAAAAUCGUCUAGAAUUUAACUCUAUUUAAAAUUUCAAUAUACA